Molecule: messenger RNA, 2823 nt
Organism: Catharus ustulatus (Swainson's thrush)
Lineage: Eukaryota; Metazoa; Chordata; Aves; Passeriformes; Turdidae
Gene: ST6GALNAC3
Product: ST6 N-acetylgalactosaminide alpha-2,6-sialyltransferase 3
Exons: 5
Coding region: 276-1193 (305 amino acids)
Biological process (GO): ganglioside biosynthetic process; oligosaccharide metabolic process
Molecular function (GO): alpha-N-acetylgalactosaminide alpha-2,6-sialyltransferase activity
Source: RefSeq, a predicted model, not a curated record
AGCGCCGGCGGAGCCAUGAAUCAAAGGCCGUCAUGUGAUGGAGGGGCGGCGCUGCGCUGGCUCCCGGCCAGUGGCGGCAGCCCAUGGGUGGGACGGACGGGCAGAAAAAGACUGAUAUGACUAACGGAGCCUGGCUGCGUGCUACCUCUGUUUGGAUCUACAGGAAUGUAGGCUCUAGCAGUACUGCAGCUCUACCAGCCUCUUGCCCGACACUGCAACUGCUGCUCACAAAGUAGAAUCCUGCUGCUCUUUGGUAGGAAGGAUAGAGAAAGAACAUGGCCUGCAUUUUGAAGAGAAAGUCCAUUGUUGCUGUGAGUUUCAUUGCAGCAUUCCUCUGUCUGAUCAUUGUUCGUCUCACAAAUGAAGUAACUUUCCCUUUGAUCCUAAACUGCUUUGGACAAACCAGAGUCAAGUGGAUCCCAUUUUCUAAUGGCCAAAGGCAGCCUUUGAAAACUCAUUAUGGAUAUAUAAAUGUAAAAACACAAGAGCCUCUACAGCUUGACUGUGACCUCUGUGCCAUUGUUUCAAACUCAGGACAGAUGGCUGGCCAGAGGGUGGGCACCGAGAUAGACAAGUCCUCCUGCAUAUGGAGGAUGAACAAUGCUCCCACAAAGGGCUAUGAGGAAGAUGUUGGGAGAAGGACAACUGUAAGAGUGGUCUCUCACACAAGUGUGCCUCUCCUGCUCAAGAAUCCCGAGUACUUUUUCAAAGAAACCAACAACACCGUUUACGUGGUCUGGGGUCCUUUUCGAAACAUGAGGAGGGAUGGAAAUGGCAUUGUGUACAACAUGCUGAAGAAAACUGUUGACAGCUACCCAACUGCCAAAAUCUACGUGACAACGGAGAAGCGCAUGAGUUACUGCGAUGCGGUAUUCAAGAAGGAGACAGGAAAAGACCGAGUCCAGUCAGGUUCAUAUCUCAGCACGGGUUGGUUUACCUUAAUUUUGGCUAUGGAUGCUUGCUAUGGAAUUCACGUCUAUGGGAUGAUAAAUGACACCUACUGCAAGUCAGAAGGCUUUCGUAAAGUUCCCUACCACUACUACGAGCCAGGAAGAGAGGAGUGUGAGGAAUACUUUCUCCAUGAAAAUGCUCCCUAUGGAGGCCACAGGUUUAUCACGGAAAAGAAAGUAUUUGCUAAGUGGGCCAAGAAGCAGACAAUAAUAUUUACACAUCCCAACUGGACAGUGUCUUGAUACUGGUUUACUUAACUCUCCCUUAACAGCAUAUUGCAAAAAUGUCUCAGUUUACAAUAGUUUUGCUUACAUCUGGCUGGCCUUUCUCAGCCUAGGUAACACUAAACUAAAAACCAGAAGACAAAGAGGGUGGUGGUUCAGCUGUUAAGCAAAAUUAAUCAUCUGUGGAAGGCAGACACAUUGUUUGUUAUUUCUAAGGGUUUUAAUCCACAUUAUGCACUUUAUACUUUAACUGGAUUUUACUUCAAGGCAGGAGCAGUUAAAGACAGAUGAGAUUUCCUGUAUAUACAGGUGCACACAGAGAACAUGGUGGUCCUUUGAAAAUUGUCCAUCAUCUCAGAUAUUUAAAAUUAUUUGUAGCUCAUUUGCUGUACUGAAGUGCUAAUUUCAUUUGUGGUGUCAGUUGAAAUUUUUGACUAAAGAAAUGUGGGGUAAAAUACAGACCUCCAAAAUCCAUGAGAGAGUAAAUUUUAAAAAACACCUGAAUAUAUUGAUACACAAUAUAUUGUGAGCACUUGCAUAUAUGGUGAAAUUAGAGAUGAGCUAAGCAUGGUUCUUGAACUGUACCCAACUCUUGAAUAAGAGAUAUUAUCUACUUAAGACUUCUGAUUAAUUAAUAACUUCUGAAAUGCAGCUUCCUUCUACCCUGGUCAGUCUGCACCAUCUGGGACUAUGUAGUUUGUGCUUUUUGAAGCUGUUAUCCCACAGUUCAGCUCCAGCAGAAUGGCACUUGGCAAAGAUUGUUUUGAAGCCCAUGGUGAACCUUUGGCUGUUGUACCAAGUCUGCUGUCAGUACCCCAAGCUGGUGAGUGUAAAGUUGUGUCAUUAAUAUCUCAAUUUACUCAGCUGUGCAUUGGACUUGCUCCAACAUCCAAAUAACAGUAUUUUGACAGUAUUUCCCAUGCAGCCCUUAUAAUUUAUUUUAGAUCUCCAGUUUCUCCAUCUUUAACAAUAAGGAUAGUGUCUAUCUAUCUCACAUGGGAUUUUUGAGGAUUAAUUUGAUUUCAUUUCAAACACUUUCCUGAUGCAGAAUGCUCCAGAUUAUUUAUUCUUAACACAAAAACAAUGAUGCCUGUCAUUUAUUCUUGUCUGUUGGGUAUUUGAAGAAAGUGACAGUGUGUCUGGCUCUGAUGGCAAAUUGUUCUGUGCAUCCGCUUUCCUGCUGAGGAUAAUUUGUAAUACUGAGUUCUAUCAGCUUGCAUUGCUUCAGAUGAAGUUGAAAGAACUCCCUAUCUCACAGUAUUAUCUGCACAUUAAAAGGCAGUUCAAGAAUCUUAAAAUACACUCAUCUCUAGUUUAAAUAUGUAUUUCCAAGCUUGCUGUCAUGGAAAGUUUUCAACUGCAGCAGACUCAUUUGUAAUAUGACCAUAAUUCAACUACACAUGUGAGUUUUAUUUAAACUGUAUUUAAACUAAUGCUUUAAGUUUAGAAUGUGUCCUAUGAAUAUUUUAACAUCUGGAAUGUCAGAUUCAACACUGUAAUGGCCAAUACUGUGAACACUUGAAGGAAUUACAUGUGGAAUAUGUCACACAGGGUUUAUUCACACUACUUAAACAUUAACCAACAGGAAACUUUGUAUGCUUUUGUAAAUCAAGAAAAGGGGAAAGUAAAAAGCUAUUUUUACAUGUAA